AGGAGGGAGGAGGAGGAAGAGCAGGAACGGAGAGAAGAGGGAGGAGGAAGAGCAGGAACGAGAGAGAAGCAGAGAGACGGAUACACAACAGAUAACCGGGUAAAUAGCCAGGCUAACAGAUAACCAGACUAACAGAUAACCGGGUUAACAGUCAGGCUUUGGGGUAGUUACUGAGGUAACCAGGAGGUUAUCGGUGUUAAACACAGAUGGAGUCUGAAGAAAAUCUGUUCAACGUCUUUCUGCUGCUGCUGAUCGGAUCUCACUUCACUGUGGUGGGUCCUUCGGCCCCUGAGCAGGACUGGCAAGUGUACAGUUCAGCCCAGGACUCUGAGGGUCGAUGUGUGUGUACGGUAGUUGCACCCCAGCAGACUGUCUGCUCCCGGGACGCCCGAACCAAGCAGCUCCGACAGCUGCUGGAGAAGGUUCAGAAUAUGAGUCAGUCCAUUGAGGUUCUGGACCAGCGGACUCAAAGAGAUCUGCAGUUUGUGGAGAAAAUGGAGAUUCAGGUGAAGGGUCUGGAAAACAAAUUCAAACAGGUGGAAGACGGACACGAGAGCAACUCAGCCAAACAGUACAAGUCCAUUAAAGCAAAGAUGGAGGAGUUACGUCCUCUCAUCCCGGUCCUGGAGGCCUACAAGGCGGAUGCUCUGCUGGUACGACAGUUUAAAGAGGAGGCGGCAAAUGUGACGGAGCUACUAGGAUCGCUGCAGGAACAACUUGGAGGUCUAGACUACCAGGAAGUUCACAGCCGAGUUCUGAACCUGGAGGACCGGCUGAGGGCCUGCAUGCAGAGGCUGGCCUGUGGGAAGCUGACAGGAAUCUCUGAGCCAAUCACCAUCAAGACAUCUGGGUCGAGGUUCGGAUCUUGGAUGACCGACCCGCUUGCUGCGGCUGGAGACAACAGAGUGUGGUACAUGGACGGUUACCAUAACAACCGAUUUGUUCGAGAGUAUCCCUCAAUGUACGACUUCAUGACGACGGAUAACUUCACAUCGCACCGCCUGCCUCACCCCUGGUCCGGGACAGGUCAAGUAGUUUAUAAUGGCUCCAUUUACUUCAACAAGUUUCAGAGUCACACCAUUAUCAAGUUUGACUUCAGCACGUCGCUCAUCAGCCGCUCCAGGCAGCUCGACUUUGCCGGUUACAACAACAUGUACCAUUACUCCUGGGGGGGGCACUCAGACAUCGAUCUCAUGGUGGACGAGGGGGGGCUCUGGGCCGUCUACGCCACCAACCAGAAUGCCGGAAACAUUGUCCUUAGCCAGUUAAACCCAAACACUCUGCAGAUCAUCCGCAGCUGGACCACCAACCACCCGAAACGCAGUGCCGGCGAGGCCUUCAUGAUCUGUGGGACACUGUAUGUUACUAACGGGUACUCGGGUGGAACCAAAGUGUACUACGCCUACUCCACCAACUCCUCCACCUACGAGUACAUCGACAUUCCUCUGACCAACAAAUACAGCCAUCUGUCCAUGCUCGACUACAACCCCCGAGACAGAGCGCUUUAUGCCUGGAACAACGGCCACCAAGUCCUUUAUAAUGUCACGCUCUACCACAUUAUACAGUAACGCUAACAAAUACACUAAUACUAAAGAAGAAGGGUCCUCUGCCAAGUCCUUUUCCAUGAGUAAAAAAUAUUGCGUGUAUCCGCCCCCUGAUUUGGAUUGGCUCCAAAAUGUAUUGGGUACUUUCUCGGCCCAUGCUACACCCUUCCACUACAUUUUAUGAAAAUGGGGCCAGUAGUCUUUCUGUAACUCUGCUGACACACAAACAAACCGAAAACAUAACCUCUUUCUGGAGGUAUUAAAUAAUUUAACACUAAAGAAUAAAUGUAGUUACGCUAAAGAAUAACUGGAGUAAUGCUAAAAAAGUAAUGGAGUAAGAUUAAAGAAUAAAUACUCAUGUUCUCUUCUACAGAGUCAGAGAAGAAGUUUUCAGGUUCAUCUCUGUGCCUCAAGGACAGAGAGAGGUAUGUUAGCCUAGCUUAGCACACAAGACUAGAAUCAAGGGGAAAAUGUUAGCUUAGCUCCUUGAAAAGGUUGUUGCAGCGCAUACAAUAGUGAUGUAAGAAGUGAACAACCGAGUUAAACCUGAAGUUACCACGCUAACCACUAAUCCUGCUUUGUAGUACAGGCCUCCAUAAACAAUGUACAACAUGUAAACAUGUAACAAAAUGGAAAUCCGAUAGGCGUGGAGUGGUUUUUACUCCUCUUAUGGAUAUAGACUAGCAUUUUCCCCCAGUUUCCAGUCUUUGCGCUAAGCUAGACUA
Molecule: messenger RNA, 2269 nt
Organism: Cottoperca gobio
Lineage: Eukaryota; Metazoa; Chordata; Actinopteri; Perciformes; Bovichtidae
Product: noelin-like
Exons: 6
Coding region: 207-1568 (453 amino acids)
Biological process (GO): signal transduction
Source: RefSeq, a predicted model, not a curated record